Molecule: messenger RNA, 4639 nt
Organism: Plasmodium vivax (malaria parasite P. vivax)
Lineage: Eukaryota; Apicomplexa; Aconoidasida; Haemosporida; Plasmodiidae
Exons: 1
Coding region: 413-4639 (1408 amino acids)
Source: RefSeq, a predicted model, not a curated record
GGCCGGACAAGUUGAAACCCUGCGAGGUGGGGAAGGGACUGAAAAAAAAAAAAACCUCCCCAUGUCGAGAGGGAGACGCGUAGCGGUAAAGAAGCGUGAAAUUUCUCAACUCUCGUGGAAAAAAAAAAAAAAAAAAAAAAGGGAGAGCUGAACUUAGCAGCAUGCACACAACCUCUUUAGACACCCGGGGGUGACGAGUUUUCCAGGCAGCGCCAUGCUUCUUCAAGUUCCUCAGAAGCGGAACCCUACACAGUGUAGUAACCUCGUAUGCGCGUAAAAAUACACUUUCACAGGGGGGAAUUCCUCCGCUCGUCUUCUCACCUGAGAAAGGGUCCCUCCCCAUUUGUCGCGCCUCUCCUUCGAGCAGCCCACCCAUCGGUCUCCACUCACGUGAACACCCACCGAUAGAAACAUGUACGCCAAAGGCGCCAACGUGCAAAACGGGGUGAACGGCCCCAAAGACGAAAACUACCGAAAUGAUGAAAAUCGCCGAAAUGAUGAAAAUCGCCGAAAUGAUGAAAAUCGCCGAAAUGAUGAAAAUCGCCGAAAUGAUGAAAAUCGCCGAAAUGAUGAAAACUGCCAAAAUAAUAAAAUGAACAUGAACAACUACAAAAAUAUAAUGCACAAUCAGAAAAAGAAAAAAAUGGGCCUGAUGGACAUGGACUAUUUAGACCAGGCCGUUAAGUUUAGCAAAGCGGAUAAGAAAGGCAACAACUGCGUGGCGGGCAGGGGCCCCCACCAGGAGGUUUGCGACGGUGCGCAGGUGGAGGAGGAGGAAGAGGAGGAAGAGGAGGACGACGAAGAUGACGAAGAAGACGACGACGAUGAUGACGACGACGAUGACGAUGAUGAUGAAGACUACCAAAUUGGCGACGACGAGGAAGACGACGACGAUGACGAUGAUGACGAUUACGAAGAGGAAGAGUUCGACGAGGAAGCCAGGCAAAUAAACUUCAACUCUUAUAAUAAUUACUAUUACGAGGCAGGCAAGGCAGAGGAGGGAGAACACAAUCUGCAGACGGACCACCAGAGGGGGGAUAAGAAUGGAAAGCUGCAAAACGGGGAGGCCAAAACGGAUAGGAAGAACGAGCUGAUGUUUGAGCGCUACAACAAGUUGCUGGCAAAUUACCGAACCAAGAAGGAACAAAUGACGAAGGAACAAAUGACGAAGGAGCAAAUGACGAAGGAGCACUGCGGCGGAAAGGCCACGUCCAGGGAGGGCGGGGAAGCCGAAGAGGCGGCCUCCUGCUGCUACAGCUGCAACAGUAGUGACGAAGCCGCCGCCGAAGCCGCUGCCGAAUCCGCCGCGUGCGGAGCGAGCCCACCCCUCAACAGCAGAAUCGCCGAUGAGCGUAACCCCAACAGUGAGUACUACCUGACGGGAGACACCGCCUACCUGAGGGGAGAAAACGACAGCUUCAUCGCAGAUGUGCUGAACCGAAUAGACCAAAUUUACAACAAACAGUCCAGGUACUCCAAUUUAAAAAAUGUAAACGACAGCAACAACAGCAUCUGCAUAAAUGAUUUGAAUCUGAAUCUUAUAAGCGACUACCUAAACGUAGACAUCUCCGUUUUUCACAAAAAAACUACCGUCUUGCUUUUGGGCAAUCCCCAGAGUGGAAAGAGCUCCUUCAUUAACUGGUUCACCGAGAGUUACGUCCAAAACACCAGUUCGAUUGCCAAGAAAAACGAAAUCACCUACGUUGAUAUAAAAAAUAAUUUCAAAUUUAACUUUAAGAGGUUAAAUAAUGCCAAUUACCAAUUUGGGCUUAUGAAUAGACACAAAAAUAGGGGCGGAUCUUAUGGCUCCUCUCACUACCAUAGGGAAAGACAAACUACACAAAUGAACACUAACCAUAUGGGUGACCCCAACGAGCAGGACCAUCUCUCCUCUCCUGGUAGUCCCAUACAUACCAUGGAUGAACACAAUCAAAAUGAGAGAGUAAUCCUGUCAGGAGAAAACUGCGAUUAUCUGUUUAAGCCAUUUCAAAAACUACGGAAAAAAGCCCAUAAUGUUAAAAAGUACCUUUUUGGAAAAAUUUGCUACCAGAAUCAUCUAACCAAAUAUAUGAACAGAAUCAAUUCAGUUUCUUUUUUAGAUACCAGUGGGAUCAAUGACAUCUGUGAUGCAGAGUACGACGAAAUAGUUAUGAACCUGUCUAAAUACGUAGAUGCAAUUUUCCUCUUUAUAGAUUCUAACCAGUUUUCUAUUAACAACAGGCUCCUUCGAAUUAUUAACUAUCUGAUGGAUAACCAGCUGAACAAAGUCACCAUCUGCCUCACCAGAAUUGACAUGCUUCAAAAAAUUAGCCUCUACAGAGUGGUCUUCUACCUCACUCAGUACUUUUUAAGGAGCUUAAAUUUGUUCAGGUACAGCCUGGCCAGCCCCCACGGGGCCGCUUCCCUCCUCGACGGGGCGCAACUCGAGCCGGACGCGGGGCACCACGGAGCAGCCAACGGACGCGGUGAAUUUGAUUGGAGAAGCGGGCUGCCCAAACAGAGCACCCUCGACUGGCGAAGCGGGCUGCCAACACAGAACACCCUCGAUUGGCGAAACCCCCUGAGCAAGAACGCCCAGGUGAUAAACCAGUUCUUCAACAGAUCCAUUCGGUCCUUCCAGAACGUCCUGCUCUUCCCCAAAAUGAUCACCAAAAUGAUCAGCCGGAGAAGCGCGGGGGGGGAUGUAGACCAUGUAGCACAGUGCUACGGAGAGGAAGAGGGAGGCUAUAACGAAGGAGGCCGCAGCUACGGUGGGGGAGCGCACCACUACGCUGGAGAGGAACCCUACCAGGACGACCGACCACCCCGCUAUGGGGGCGACCAGAGCAACUUCCACACACCGCACAGGAAGGGCGAACGCGCGCAGGAGAAAUCCACCGGCGAAGAAGAGACAGGCGGGAUUUUGAAAAAAAUUCUGACCAAAAGUUACAACUCGUUUAAGGAUAAAAUACUCAGCUCGGCGAGUGCCGCCAAGGGGGGCAUCGGCCGGUUAAACUCGAUGCGGGCAGGGGGGCCAGCUCCGGCGGGGAAAGCCUCCAUGGGCCGCGCGUCCGUGGGGAAAGCCUCGACAGGAAAAGCCUCGACGGGGCCCCCCCCCACCAAACGCGGCGACCCGCCAAAAUCGACCGAAGGAAAGCUGAAAACUCACCUGGAUAAGCUGUUCGAAAAAAAAAUAAACUACGGGGACUGCCUGAAGAACCUGAGCAUAUUCUGCGUGGUCCUCAUCUACGAAGUGGUAACAACCAUCUACAGUCUGCUCCACACCAGCAUAAACAGCUACAUUAAGAGGACGAGUGGGGGGCGAGGACGAGCUACCAACGUCGACAGGCUCCACCAGUUGGAUGAUGCCAACAAAUUGAAAUACACCGAUGUGCACGACAGUGGGAGCAACACAUAUAAGGUACUCGAGUUUUUGACCAUCUACCUUCCCGAAAUUCCAAGCGACUUACUUAAAAAGGAAAAGUGGAAAUAUGAAAAGGCGAAACUCGAAGGAGCCAAUCGAAAAUAUAUUCAUGAGAGAGGAAACAGGUUUAGCUGUAACGUUCCAUAUGAACAUGAUCCGUAUGGGGGGAGAGUGAAGAGCGAUUUGAGUGGCGAUGACCAGGAUGACCACAUAGACAGCAGGCAUGGCAAUUCCAGGUAUCCUCAGAGGAGAAGCAUACCGGAGGAGUAUCUCUUUUUGGGGAAUGGGAACGCUGGGAUGAGCAGAUACGGGGCCCACGCCAGGGGGGACUACGCCAAAGGGGGUUACCCCCGCGGGAGCUACUUCCCCGGUGCGGAUAAUGACGUGUCCCGCGAGUCCUUCCUGACGGACAGCGACUACCAUGUGAACGGGAGAAGCUCGGCCUACCUCCCCCCCGGUAUUCACAGCGGAAUGCGCAGCGGAGUGAACAGCGGUAUGCACAGCGGAAUGCGCAGCGGUAUGGGCAGCGGUAUGGGCAGCGGUAUGCGCACCGGCUUGCGCAACGAAGACGUGAGGGAACUUAACAUGAUACACGAGCUGCUAUUCAAAAUCGACGAAACGAUCGACCUGAAGAGCAACCAAAGCAUCUACAUGCUCAAGCGAGACCUCGAAAAGAUUAGGAGCACCUGUUUGAAGAAAAUCACCGACAAUGAACACGUUGUGAAGCAAAACAGGUCCCUUAGAAUUCAAAAUAUAAAAUUUUAUUUCUUCAAAUAUAUGGCCAUCUUUUUUGGCUUUAUUAUUUCCCUACUGAGAUACGACCUGCUUGUCUACUUUAACUUCAUCAAGCCAGAAUUGCUCUUCAGCAUCUUUUCAAAAUAUUUCCUCUUCCUUUCCUCAUACAAUAAAAAUUCGCUGUUCAUUGCUGUGAACGUGUUGUUGGUGGCUGCCUACUUGUGUCUGUACGUCAGGUACAACCGGCGUAACUACUUCAAGUCGCUGGGCAAGAGUGACCUGAACAAGCUCAAGAUCAUUUUGCUCUUCACGCAAAUCAUCUUCGACGAGAUUAACCAGCUGCACUUGAGGCUCCUCGGCGGGCGGGAGCGGGAAGACCCCGGCCAGCCCAGCGCGCCAAGCGAGUCAAGCGGGCCAAGCGACAGGGAAGGCGAGUGCGGCUGGUACGGCGGCGACGGGGACUAUCGCCACUCCCGCCAUUCGCGCCAUUCACGCAGGUGA